GCUGCGGGCUGGCUGCAGCAGUCGCCUGCAGGCUUUUGGGCCCCUUCAGCUCUGGUCAGCUCUGUGCCCGCAGUUCAAGAUGCGCGACGGGAAGGACACUGCCAGGGGCCCGGUGCUCCAGUUCACCAACUGCCGUAUCCUGCGGGGCCGGAGGCUGCUCAGGGAGGAUCUGUGGGUGCGGGAGGGCCGCAUUCUGGACCCAGAGAAGCUGUUCUUUGAGGAGCGGCUCGUGGCCGACCAGCAGCGAGACUGCGGGGGCUGCAUUCUGGCACCAGGCUUCAUCGACGUGCAGAUCAACGGUGGAUUUGGCAUUGACUUCUCUCAGGCCACAGAGGACGUGGGUUCGGGAGUAGCCCUAGUGGCCCAGAGGAUCCUGUCGCAUGGAGUCACCUCCUUCUGUCCCACUUUAGUCACCUCGCCUCCUGAGGUUUAUCACAAGGUCCUUCCUCAGAUCCCUGUGAAGAGUGGUGGUCCCCAUGGGGCAGGGGUCCUCGGGGUGCAUCUGGAGGGCCCGUUUAUCAGCCGGGAGAAGCGGGGUGCACACCCUGAGGCCCAUCUGCGCUCUUUUGAGGCCAACGCCUUCCAUGAUGUUCUGGCCACCUACGGGUCCCUGGACAACGUUCGCAUUGUGACGCUGGCUCCUGAGCUGGGCCGCAGCCAUGAGGUGAUCCAGGCACUGACAGCCCGUGGCAUCUGUGUCUCCCUAGGGCACUCGGUGGCUGACCUGAGGGUUGCGGAGGAAGCCGUGCAGAGUGGGGCCACCUUCAUUACCCAUCUCUUCAAUGCCAUGCUGCCUUUCCACCACCGUGACCCAGGUAUCGUGGGGCUCCUGACCAGUGACCGGCUGCCCCCAGGACGCCACAUCUUCUAUGGGAUGAUCGCUGAUGGCAUGCACACCAACCCUGCUGCCCUGCGCAUUGCCCACCGGGCCCAUCCCCAGGGGCUGGUGCUGGUCACUGACGCUGUCCCUGCCCUGGGCUUGGGCAAUGGCCGUCACACACUAGGGCAGCAGGAGGUGGAGGUGGAUGGGCUGACAGCCUAUGUGGCAGGCACCAAGACACUGAGCGGCAGCAUAGCCCCGAUGGACGUCUGUGUUCGGCAUUUCCUGCAGGCCACAGGCUGCAGCGUGGAGUCCGCUCUGGAGGCUGCGUCACUGCACCCUGCUCAGCUGCUAGGACUGGAGAAGCGCAAGGGAACUCUGGACUUGGGGGCCGAUGCAGACUUCGUGAUGCUCGACGACUCCCUCCACGUCCUGGCCACGUACAUCUCAGGCGAGUUGGUGUGGCAGGCAGAGGAGGCCAGGCAGUAACCAAGGACUACGGCUGGAAAGGACCCCCAUCCCCAUCUGGACGCUGUCAGUCCUGGGCUGUCUAGGAGCUGGUCUCCCGGGAGUGAGUGGGAACCUGCCCCAAGUGAAUGGCUGUGGCCCUGGAGGCAGCUGGCUUGGAUAAACCAUGUAGCCCACAGGACUUGCCUGGUCUCUGAGUUUUGCUUCAAAAUAGGCUCCUUGCUGUUUCCGCUGUCACCCUGAUGGUCCUCCUCGGGCGGGCCAUGUGGGGGUUGUGGCUUAGGGUUGGCAGUGGCCGGACUCCAGCUCAGCUUGGCUUUGUGAGGAGGCUUUGUUGGGUCCAUGAAAGUGAUGACAGGGCCCCUUUCUGUUGGAAGGAUGUGUCUGAGGCCUGCAGACUUGGAUCCAGAUAAUGUCAUUUUGGAAGUAAGUGAAGGCAGGAGAGGGGAAGCAACAGGCUAUAGGUUGGAAAGCUAAAAGUGGCAGGAAAGGGCUUGGGGACAGUGAAUAUAGGCAACUGCAGAAGUUUGCCUAUUGUGUGGGUUGAGAUAAAAGAUACAUCUUAGAAUUUUAAACAGAAGGGCAUUGAUCGUGGAGACAGAUUAAGAGAUGAGCAGGGAAGGGCCUCAGGUGGGCACCGCAGAGGUUUGGGAGGCCAGGUAUAUGUGGGUGUCCUGUGGUCCUGCUCUUUGCACCAGAGUUGUGCAGGGCCUGGGCACUUCGCCCAGCAACUUCUCCCCUACCUUCAAAUGAAUCCACACUCGCCUCAGGACCCCAGGUUGUUGAGCUGAUUACAGGAGGCAGUGGUUGAAGGGCCCCUGAGCUGAUUGUGGCCACUGCCCAGCCUCCAUUCCACCUUCAUGAACCCUCUGGAUAAUUCAGGCUCCAAUUGUUUUGAUGUCCUUUCUGAACAAUCCCAUCCCUUGAUCCCACUCCUAGGAGGGUGUGAUGACCCAUCUUGCACUCUGGUGUUUGCACAGCUGUGGGUGAUCCUGUCUGGUGCUGGUGAGCAGUUCAUGUUCACUAGUGUCCUGUGCCCUGCAACUGGACCCCACCUCUGAGUCUCCUCAGUCGUGGCAGAGGUC
This is a messenger RNA of Pteronotus mesoamericanus, 2373 nucleotides long. It is a transcript of the gene AMDHD2, whose product is annotated as amidohydrolase domain containing 2. Bases 80 to 1309 code for a protein of 409 amino acids. Gene Ontology annotation, molecular function: N-acetylglucosamine-6-phosphate deacetylase activity. The record is from RefSeq and is a predicted model, not a curated record. The transcript has 11 exons. Lineage: Eukaryota; Metazoa; Chordata; Mammalia; Chiroptera; Mormoopidae. Gene Ontology annotation, biological process: N-acetylglucosamine catabolic process.